AUGGCUGCACCAAAGCCCUGCUGGUUUCUCGCCCCCAGAGCAUACCCCCCAAACGGUCCCAUCAAGCUUGGCAACAUCAUAACGGACCCCCAAUUCUUGGACGAACCCCUCUCCAGCACCUUAGAGCCACUGCCCUCUUCUGAAGAAGUCAUAACCUACGAAGAGCAGGACUUCAAGUUCCGAAACAUCAUAUCUCACAGUCGACGGGUUGGUAUAUUGACAAGUUUUUUGCAAUCAAUCCUGGGCCUGGGAGUCGACGCGUACGGCAAUUGGGAAAAAUCACAUGGCCGUGAAUUCGACGUACGGAACAUGACUACGCGCUGGUUUACGCCAACCCUUGGGUUCGUCCAAUCUCGGGUCGCGGAAGAUGCUGUCAAGGGCUUUAUUACGAGGCAUCGUUUCCGCAACAAGGUAUACAUGGUCACGGGCACCAUGAUCGCGUCCGGAGCCUCGACUUCUACGAGCAUUGGACGAGAGCGUGGUGGAGGGGUGAGCUUGAGUGUGGACGCAACACCAUUUGGCGCGCCAGUUAGCACCGGACCAAAUUUUCAUCUCGGACAGAAAACGGAAACAGGCUUGAGCUCACUGGCCUCGGAUGAUUUUGUAUUUGCAUAUCGGCUGAGAGAAAUCAAAGUAAAGAGAGGCGGAGAAGUGGUGCACAAGUCGUACAACAAAGGAGGUCUCUUUGGCACAGAUAAGCGAUCCGAAGAAAAAGAACAACUGGCGAAGGAAGAUGCAAAGAUUCAAGUUGUAGUAGAAGGGGUGAAAGAGGAAGACGUUUUUGGAGAUGCCUUUGGAAUGGAAGACGAGGACGGUAUAGAUGAAGCUAGUGGAGAAGAGUGUUACUACGUACUUCCUGAGUAG
This is a messenger RNA of Aplosporella prunicola CBS 121167, 864 nucleotides long. RefSeq lists its product as uncharacterized. The record is from RefSeq and is a predicted model, not a curated record. The coding region runs from base 1 to 864 and encodes 287 amino acids. The transcript has a single exon. Lineage: Eukaryota; Fungi; Ascomycota; Dothideomycetes; Botryosphaeriales; Aplosporellaceae.